AUGUCUGGGCAUAAAUAUUUCACAAAUCCGAACAACCUAUUCGAAAAUGACGACGUCGAUGAUAACGAAUUUGUAGAUCGCUUCCGGUCAAGAAUACCUCAAACACAGCAAGCAAAUAAGCCUUAUGGAGGUCAUAUUGCAGAACUGGAACGUCAACGCCAAGCUAUGAUCCAAACACAAAGAGAAAUCGAACAACGGACAAUAGAUUCAUCAACGAGAAGUAUCGGAUUGCUUCGUGAUUCUGAACAAAUUGGUAUUGCAACGGCCGAAGAGCUUUCCCGACAACGUGAACAGCUACAGAACACAGACAGGCGACUUGAUGAGAUUAACACCAAUUUAAACUAUAGUCAAAAACAUUUAAAUGGUAUAAAGUCUGUAUUUUAUGGUCUGAAGAAUUAUAUUUCCGGAAAAAGUGAUCAAACACCAUCUAAAAGUCCAGCGACCUCGAAUGUACGUAAUGCUGGUACAAGUAGUAGCAGGCUUGAUGAAACCCUAGAUAAUAUGUCUAGGAACGUUGAAGAUCGCUUUGAGAGUCAUCCCUCAGCACGCCUACAUGGUUUGUCUCAAGAAAGCGCUAAGAGUCCUGAAACAGAAAACGAGAGAGUAAAUAAUAUACUUGAUUCGAACUUGGAUGAAAUGGUGCAUGCUAUAUCCCGGCUCAAACAUCUAGGAGUUGCACUUGGUGAAGAGAUAGAACAGCAAAACAACCUCGUGGAUACUAUUCAAGACAAAGUUGAGAUUGCAGAUAUCAAGAUUGGUAAACAAAAUAAACAAAUGAAUAAACUACUUGGGAAAUAGCAAUAAUUAUAGCAAAUUAAAGAUUUAUUUUAAACAACAACUAAAAGGGUCUAUUAAUCUAUUAAAUGUAUCUGUUUAUAAAGAUUUAGCAUGUUUUUAAUGUGAGUGGUUUGCAAAAUUCAGUAGUGUAAUCAUUUUGUGUGAUAAGGAAUACUAAUGUAUGGCAAAGUUUGAUAAGAUUAUUUUUUAUUUGAAUCACAUGACCAGCAGCAAUUUGAUAAACAACAUGGUGUAAAAAGGGGAUUUCAUAGUAAAGGAAAAAUCCAUAUAUAAUAAACCUACUAGUAAUGUAAAUUGUCUGAAAGGCUUCUUACUGCAUACUAAUGCUCUAUACAUUCGUCACCACUGCUGAGCUGACUGGCAUUUUUAUAAAGCUUCAUAGUAUGUAAUAAUGGUUCUUGUGUGAUACUGUCCAUUGUUAGCUGAUCAUGUACACUUAGUUACAUCUAAUAAAAUGGUGUAUGAUUCAUAUUAUUUAGGUAAACCUUUUCUGUAUCAUAUUCGAUCAUCAUAACCUUCAUUCAUUCUUCAUAACUUUAUUGUGCACAGUAUAUAGUAAAAAAAAUUAUCUUGUAAUCUUUAAAUAAAUGUGUUAUCUUUUUGGCUAGCAACUUAUCAUGACAAAUUUCUUCUAUUUGUUUCUAAUUGUUGUUCAUGCAAUUAGAGACAGUUACAGUAUAAUAGCUAGGUUUCACUAUUUUAAGAUAAAGUUUUAAGUACACUUAAAUAUAUAUAAAUAAGACUUGUGUGCAAAUAAAACAAUAUUAGGGCAAAACAACCAAUAUAAGGUGAGUACUUACUUUAAGUACCUAUGUUCUAUUAACUAAUCCAAAUUUUAAAUGGGUGAAAGUUCCAGACACCUCAUCAUGAAUUAUGUUCUUGCAUCAUAAAGUAAGGUACAUACAUACUAAUAUUGUUAUCAAUGAGUUAAUGUUUGCCAUUAACAAUAAUUUCAUUUAUAUCCAAGAACCUAGCGAUAAGUGUAAACAGUCAUUAUUAUUAUAUAUACUUAUUUUAUAUUGUUUCCAUUAAUAAAUAUAUUUCAAAUCACAAA
Bombyx mori (domestic silkworm) is the source of this 1852-nucleotide messenger RNA. It is a transcript of the gene Snap29, whose product is annotated as soluble NSF attachment protein 29. The transcript has a single exon. Gene Ontology annotation, cellular component: SNARE complex; plasma membrane. The record is from RefSeq and is a predicted model, not a curated record. Gene Ontology annotation, biological process: exocytosis; synaptic vesicle fusion to presynaptic active zone membrane; synaptic vesicle priming. Gene Ontology annotation, molecular function: SNAP receptor activity; syntaxin binding. The coding region runs from base 1 to 798 and encodes 265 amino acids. NCBI's taxonomy places the organism in Eukaryota, Metazoa, Arthropoda, Insecta, Lepidoptera, Bombycidae.